AUAAGAACGGUAUGUUUUAAAUUUUUAACGCGGAUCCAGGCGUUUCCUACUUGCGGUGGCGUAGUUGCAGAACGCGACUGUUAUGUUUUAUGCCAUUGCGAAGAAUGCUGACUCACUAGAAGUAUAGAUUGCUGCAAUAUAUAGGACGCGCACUUAGGAAUGCUGAGGGGUGGGCCCUCCGGGGCCCGAAAUGCGCCCAGCCUCGAGCAAAUUAACGCUGAGGUCUUUACCUUGACCUAUGGUUCGAUCGUCCGCCAGCUUAUAUCCGACUUUGAGGACAUCGAGGAGGUCAACAAACAGUUAGAGCAGAUGGGCUACAACAUAGGCAUCCGACUGGUGGAUGAGUUCCUUGCGAAGGCCAAGAUUACCCGCUGCUCCUCAUUUCGGGACACCGCGGACGUGGUGGCCAAGCAGGCGCUGCCCAUGUUCCUCAACGUCAGCGCCAAUGUCGCCAACUGGAGCCCCGACCAGACGGAAUGCAGCCUGAUCCUGACUGACAACCCGCUGGCCGACUUUGUGGAGCUGCCCGAGGAGUACCGCGAGCUGCGCUACUGCAACGUGCUGGCGGGGGUGGUGCGGGGGGCGCUGGAGAUGGUGAACAUGGAGGUGGAGUGCCGCUGGGUGAGUGACAUGCUCAAGGGGGACGACUGCUACGAGCUGCGGCUGAAGCUCAAGGAGCACCGGGACGAGAAGUUCCCGUUCAAGGAUGACGACUAGAAGGGGGCAUGCAUGCAUGCAGGGCGGGGCGGGGCGGGGGAAAAGUAACUGAGAAGUGAAGCAGCAAGUUGCGGGGGGAGGGGGGGUAAGAGGAGGAGGGAGCAUCAGCGAUGUGGCAAGGCUCUGUCAUGAUGGGAUGCAUCAUGGUUGCCGAGCUGCUUGCGUGCAUGCGGGGGGCGGGCUGAGGCGUGGAGGGGUGUAAAGAGGAAACAACUAACUGACUGGCGUGGGGGGGCUGUGUGGCACAUGUAUGGAGGCUAAGCGUCGUGGAUGGUGUCCAGCAAAAUACAGGGCGCGGCUACUUUGGGGUUGUGUAGCGAGUAAGGGAUCACCAUGGAAGGGAUUCGCUGAGGGUAGGGUUUCCCCUAGUCCUUAAGUGGAUAGGGCCUAAGGUGCCUUGGUACAGCAAAAGCAGCACAGCACUAGCAAGCUGCAGGUGUAGGAGGUGAAGGUGUAUUGCUUGUCCGGUGAAGCAAGCAAUAAACUGCCGGUAGGUGGUGGCAGCAGGUCCUGCUCCCCUGCGUGUGCUGCGCCUCCUUUCCUGUGCCAGCAGCAGCAGCAGAGCUGCAGUUGGGCAGCAGCGGCGGCGGGAGGUCAGGGUGCAGCCUGUAUGUGUGGUUGGGCUGGCUGCCUCGAGCAGAGGGCAGUGGUGGAUGCUGCAGGUAUCGUAACCGGUUCGCGUUGUAACCGAGCUUAAGA
Messenger RNA from Astrephomene gubernaculifera, 1416 nucleotides. NCBI's taxonomy places the organism in Eukaryota, Viridiplantae, Chlorophyta, Chlorophyceae, Chlamydomonadales, Astrephomenaceae. The record is from the annotation of a GenBank genome assembly.